AUGCACAAAAGCCAAAUCACGCAGAGUCUGCAGGGGCCCCUGAGGGGCCCCCUGUUGGACUUGGGGGGCCCCCCCGCGGCAGCUGCGGAGUUGGGGGAAGAAGAAAGGGAAAUGAAAGAAGCAGCAAAGGCAAUUAAGGAAGAAAUAAGAGAAAAAGAGACAACAGAAACAAUGGAAGAAGACGAGAAACUCUGGGAAGAACUUUGGGAAGAAGGCUUUCGAGAAAUCAGCGAAAACAGCAGCAGCUGA
This is a messenger RNA of Eimeria necatrix, 249 nucleotides long. RefSeq lists its product as hypothetical. The coding region runs from base 1 to 249 and encodes 82 amino acids. The record is from RefSeq and is a predicted model, not a curated record. The transcript has a single exon. NCBI's taxonomy places the organism in Eukaryota, Apicomplexa, Conoidasida, Eucoccidiorida, Eimeriidae.